AGGCUGCUAAUGGAACCGCUCGGAGCCGCGGGCUGUGUGAACAUCGGCAGCUUGACGAGCACUUUGCCGGUGAUUCCGUACCAGAAGCUGACGGACCUGUACUACCUGAGCAGGGGGGGCUUCGGCACCGUGUUCAAGGCGCAGCACUCCGACUGGAGGACAACCGUGGCCAUCAAGUGCCUGAAGCUCGACUCUGUGGGAGAAAGAGAGAGGAAAUGCCUGCUGAAGGAGGCUGAGGUCCUUCAUAAAGCCAGGUUCAACCACAUCAUCCAGAUCUUUGGUAUCUGCAAUGAACCCGAGUUCUUCUGCAUAGUCACCGAGUUCAUGAGCAAUGGAUCCAUGGAUCUGCUGCUCCACGAGAAGGAAAUGUACCCUAUCCUUGGCUGGCCUUUGCGCCUGAGGAUUCUGUAUGAGAUCGCCCUCGGGGUAAAUUUCCUUCACAACAUGACCCCGCCUCUCUUACACCAUGACCUAAAGACGCAGAACAUACUGUUGGAUGGCGAGUUUCAUGUGAAGAUCGCAGACUUUGGUCUCUCUAAGUGGCGACAGCUGUCUGUCAGUAAAGGUUCUGGGUCCAAGCCCACAGAAAUGGAGGGCACAGUGAUCUACAUGCCCCCCGAGGAGUACGAACCAUCCAAGAACCGACGAGCAGAUGUGAAGCAUGACAUGUACAGUUAUGCCAUAAUUAUGUGGGAAGUGCUGUCCAGGAAGAUACCAUUUGAAGAGGUGAACAAUCCCAUGAAGAUCAUGUUCAGUGUGCUGCGUGGGAAUCGUCCCGACACCAGCCUGGAGAAUUUGUCUGCCGACAUCCCCAGUAGAGAGACUCUAAUCAGCCUGAUGACCUGCGGCUGGACGGCUAACCCUGACGAACGACCUUCUUUCCUCAAGUGUUUAAUUGAGCUUGAGCCCAUGGUGAGGAAGUUUGAUGACAUAGACUUCCUGGAGGCUGUGCUGGAGAUCAAGAGGGCAAAGCUGAAACAGAGAACAGGUUGUUGUUCACCUGAGCCGGUUUGUGAGAAGAGAAACGAGCAGGAGUCGCUGAUUAUACUGAAGAACCGACCCAGCCUCUGGCCCAUGGAGCACUCCACAUCAGGUUCUGGCUCAGGAUUGUGCUCCUAUCAGGACGCAGACAUCUCUCUACCAAGAGCCCUCACCAUCAGCAGUGCUCCCUCCUCUAAAGAGAGCCUUCCAUCCUCCUUCAUAGCUCCUAAUCUGGAGGCUCCAGAGUCUUUGAAGGAUCCCGGACAGCCUAACAAUGUGAACGGCUUUGAGGGCGCCAAGCCUCUGAAUGAUUUAAAUAUGCCUGUCAAACCGGUCCUGCCUGCCACGGAGUUGGAAACACAUGUGGAUAAUUCCACCCUCAAAGCUAGUAACACUUCGCCUGUACAACACUCUCCCUCGUCUCAAGGCCCCAUCGCCCACUGGAUCGCCACGCGACGAGAGAACAUCGUCUCCCAGAUGACAGAGGCCUGUCUGAACCAGAGUUUGGACGCGCUGGUCGCCCGCAACAUGAUUAUGCGAGAGGAUUACGAACUAAUUACCACUCAGCUCACACGCACUGCCAGAGUCCGUCAGCUGCUGGACCACUGCCACAAACACAACGAGGACUUCUGCCGAAUCAUCGUCUGCAAGCUACUCGAAAACAAGCAGGGAGGCCUGCAGCCGUAUCCGCCUGAGAUCACCUCCCCGACGACUGCCACCCCCAGCGUGCCCCCACUGUCCAUGUCCUACAACAUCCCCAGGAACAUGUAG
This is a messenger RNA of Nematolebias whitei (Rio pearlfish), 1752 nucleotides long. RefSeq names its product receptor-interacting serine/threonine-protein kinase 2. Lineage: Eukaryota; Metazoa; Chordata; Actinopteri; Cyprinodontiformes; Rivulidae. Gene Ontology annotation, molecular function: JUN kinase kinase kinase activity; ATP binding. The coding region runs from base 10 to 1752 and encodes 580 amino acids. The record is from RefSeq and is a predicted model, not a curated record. Gene Ontology annotation, biological process: protein phosphorylation; innate immune response; positive regulation of canonical NF-kappaB signal transduction. The transcript has 11 exons.